This is a messenger RNA of Lingula anatina, 835 nucleotides long. Its product is annotated as neuronal pentraxin receptor-like. The record is from RefSeq and is a predicted model, not a curated record. NCBI's taxonomy places the organism in Eukaryota, Metazoa, Brachiopoda, Lingulata, Lingulida, Lingulidae.
AUAAGCAGGACAGACAAUAAGCACUUUAUAACUAAUUACGCAUACAUAUACUAACAGUAUUUCGUCUGUUUAGUGAAACUCACCUGGAGCUCUGUGCGUCAAGAACCAUGCACUUUUGCAGCGUCUGUUUUACUUCUCUACGUUGGGUUGUCCAUCUCUGAUAAAACUACAACUCUCCGAUGGCCAUCGCCACCGACCACAAAGAGCUACGUGAAGCUGCAGGCAGCCACUCCUGCGAUGACCGCCAUGACAGCGUGUCUGCGGGCUAAGACUGCCUUCACUGGAAAUGACGAGUCAUAUCUCCUGUCUUACGCUGUGCCUUUAAAGGACAACGCUUUCCUCCUUGGGUACAAGAAAAAUGGAGCCAUCGUACUCUAUGUAUUUAACGCAAUAAAAGACACAUCCGUGUCUAAAGUCCAUGAUGGGGCCUGGCACCACUGGUGCUUCUCUUGGAACAAUCGUGGUGGGAAGUGGACGGUUUACAAGGACGGCAUGCCUGCAGCGGCGGGCACUGGCUUCCAAACAGACAAAACCAUACCAGCAAAUGGAGUUUGGAUUGUUGGACAAGAUCAAGAUACGGUUGGCGGCGGGUUUGUCGCUAGUCAAGCCUAUGUUGGUGACAUCACUAGCAUCAAUGUUUGGAACACCGACAAUGUUAAUGUUGCAGCAGUGGCAAGCUGUGGCGAUAAUUUUGGAGGAAACGUUAUCUCUUGGUAUGCCGUCACAAAAGAAGUUCACGAAUUGUCUACGUACAGAGAAGAUUUUUGCAAAGUCACGUAAGAGAUACAAAGUAAAAAUCAAAUUUUGUUUGUCUUUGACAAAUGUAUAAAUAAGC